This is a messenger RNA of Miscanthus lutarioriparius, 498 nucleotides long. The record is from the annotation of a GenBank genome assembly. NCBI's taxonomy places the organism in Eukaryota, Viridiplantae, Streptophyta, Magnoliopsida, Poales, Poaceae.
AUGUCGUCGGUGUUCAGUGGCGAUGAGACCGCCCCCUUCUUCGGCUUCCUUGGCGCCGCCGCCGCGCUCGUCUUCUCAUGCAUGGGGGCGGCGUACGGGACGGCCAAGAGCGGCGUCGGUGUGGCGUCCAUGGGUGUCAUGCGCCCCGAGCUCGUCAUGAAGUCCAUCGUGCCCGUGGUCAUGGCUGGUGUGCUCGGUAUCUACGGCCUCAUCAUCGCCGUCAUCAUCAGCACUGGGAUCAACCCCAAGGCCAAGCCAUACUACCUCUUUGACGGCUACGCCCACCUGUCGUCUGGCCUUGCCUGUGGUCUUGCUGGGCUUGCUGCAGGCAUGGCCAUUGGCAUCGUUGGUGAUGCUGGUGUCAGGGCGAACGCUCAGCAGCCAAAGUUGUUUGUGGGCAUGAUCCUCAUCCUUAUCUUUGCCGAAGCGCUUGCCCUCUACGGUCUCAUUGUUGGCAUCAUCCUUUCAUCCCGUGCUGGCCAAUCCCGUGCAGAUUAG